Rhagoletis pomonella (apple maggot) is the source of this 518-nucleotide messenger RNA. It is a transcript of the gene Pfdn6, whose product is annotated as probable prefoldin subunit 6. The transcript is spliced from 2 exons. Gene Ontology annotation, biological process: protein folding; chaperone-mediated protein complex assembly. Gene Ontology annotation, cellular component: prefoldin complex; cytoplasm. The record is from RefSeq and is a predicted model, not a curated record. Gene Ontology annotation, molecular function: protein-folding chaperone binding. NCBI's taxonomy places the organism in Eukaryota, Metazoa, Arthropoda, Insecta, Diptera, Tephritidae. Bases 112 to 489 code for a protein of 125 amino acids.
AUUCGCUGCGCUUAAAACUCGUGUGUGGUUCUCCAGAUUCUGCAUUUCUGCAUUCACCAACUGUUUUAAAAAAUAUUAAUUAGAAACAAUAAAUUACAGCUUGGUGAAAAAAUGGAUAAAAACAGCGCGGCAUUGGUAAAGAAAUUGCAGUCUGAGCUGGAAGCGUACCAAAAUUUGCAAAAAACCUGCGUAAAACUAGUAAAACAGCGUACGCUGCUGGAAUCCCAGCUGAAUGAAAACAAAUGCGUGCUUGACGAACUAAAUCUUCUUGGUCCAGAUAAUAAAGUUUACAAGCUAUACGGUCCUGUGCUUGUCAAGCAAGAUCUGGAGGAUUCGCGUCAGAAUGUAGGCAAACGCAUAGAGUAUAUUUCAAAAGAAUUGAAAAGCUCAACUGAUACACUGGAAAAUAUGGAAAAAGAUAUGACAAAACACCGUGAAACUGUGCAAAAACUACAACAACAAUAUCAGGUAGCCGCCGCAAUGAAGUAGACAUGUAUGGAGCGCUUCUCUCGGCUUCC